This is a messenger RNA of Columba livia (rock pigeon), 3071 nucleotides long. It is a transcript of the gene SH3RF2, whose product is annotated as SH3 domain containing ring finger 2. The record is from RefSeq and is a predicted model, not a curated record. The transcript is spliced from 8 exons. Gene Ontology annotation, molecular function: protein binding. The coding region runs from base 856 to 2937 and encodes 693 amino acids. Lineage: Eukaryota; Metazoa; Chordata; Aves; Columbiformes; Columbidae.
AGGCCUGGCACACGCUGUGGCCCCGCAGCCCCCGCCGAGGCUGCUCCCGCUGCCGCAAGCCCGGGCCUGAACCCCGGCGCGGCUGCACUGCGGUGCCGGCAGCGCCGGCGAGCGGAGCCGGUUGAGUGACUUCGGGCUGUGGGAGGAAUAAUCGUCUGGGUUGCUUCAGCUUCAGCUGAGGCAGCCAAACCGGGCGAGGAUGGCACCGCAGAGCGCCUGGCGGCUCUGCCAGGUCCCUCCCGAGACUCCUUGUGUUUGAAGGGUUUUUUAUAGAACUGCUGUCAAAAUUGGAAGAGAGAGAGCUUAAUUAGAACCCAUCAGAAAAACGAGGCGGUGUGUAGGUGUGCGAGGGAUGUAUGCAGGGAGCGGCUGCUUCCCGCCCGAGCCGAGCGUAGACAGGUCCAGUCUGAUGGUUAUCGGGGACUCUGAUCUCCUGAGCUGGUACACUUUUUGCUGUCGUGUCCGUUGUGACCCACAGGCCGAGGAGCACUGCGGACACCGUGUGCGGCUGAGCGCCGUCCUGCCGCGGGGAGCCGCGGGUCCGCCCGCCCGGCCAGCGGCACCCGGGGCUCCGAGCGCCGGCCCCGGCACCCACUGACUCACAACUGACUCACUGCACGCUUGGAUGCGAACGCAAAGUAUACAUUUGCAAAUUGGCUGGUGAGGCACUGCUUUGCAAUGUAGGUGGGAUGUAUUACAUACUCCAGCAGCCCGGUUCUGCUCUUUUCCCUCCUCCCUCUCCUCCGUGCAGGAUCGCUGCCUGUGCCCAGGUUGCAGGACGCCGCUCAGCCCGCUCCGGUGGAUGUGGCAUCUGGAUGGCUCCAGCCCCACUCGUGACGGAGCUCUGCCCUGAAGAUGGAUGAUUUAGCUCUCCUUGACCUGUUGGAGUGUCCUGUGUGCUUUGAAAAGCUUGACGGCACAGCGAAGGUGCUGCCCUGCCAGCACACGUUCUGCAAGCCCUGUCUGCAGAGGAUCCUCAAGUCGCAGAAGGAGCUGAGGUGCCCCGAGUGCAGGACCCUGGUCCUCUGCAGCAUCGAGCACCUGCCCUCCAACCUGCUCCUCAUCCGCCUCCUGGAUGGCGUCCGGGGCGGACAGACGCUGCCCAGGUUCGGCUCGAUGCAGAGGCCGGGGGUCCCGGCCUCCCCCGCCUCCCUGCGCAGGGUCCCCCGGGCGCUGCAGCUGCACCAGCACCGCCUGGCGACCGCCCCCAGGACGCCCGUGGACGGGGUCCCGCGAGCCAAGGCGCUGUACACGUACCGCGGGCACAGCCCCGGGGAGCUGCGGUUCAACAAGGGGGACAUCAUCGUGCUGCUGCGCCAGCUGGACGAGAACUGGUACCUGGGGGAGGUCAACGGGCUCAGCGGUGUGUUCCCCGCCAGCUCCGUGCAGGUCAUCCAGCAGCUGCCGUCGGCGGGCAGAGCGCUCUGCAGCGCGGAGCUGAGGAGGGACAGGACCGACGCCAAGGACUGCCUGACCUUCCACAAGCCAAACACCACUGCCAGGCAGCUCCUGCACACCAGCAAAAGCCACUGGUCCCCCCAGUUCAAGGUGGCGUCCCUACGAGUGGCGACUCCCAAGGCGAAGGGCGCGGACCCGCCGGCGUUCCCCAAGGCGCCCGACUCCCGGCGGAAGAGCCUGCGGCCGUUCUCCAUCACCACCGCCCUCAACACCCUCAACCGCAUGGUCCACACGCCUGGCGAGCGCCCAGCGCUGGAGAUCAGCUCCCCUGUCCUCAUCAGCUCCAGCAACCCCAGCGUGGCCACCCAGGGCGGCGAGAAAGCCGAGUUUCCCUGCGGAGCCCCUCUCCAGGUCAGUGCAUCUUACUACGCUGUGCCAGGCUCCCUGGGGCACUCAGCAGCCAUCGUCACUCUUCCCCCCCUGCAGCACCACGUAUCAGCUUACAUGUGCGUGGCUCUCCAUCCCUACAUGGCGCACGGGCCGGAGGAGCUGGAGCUGCAGAAGGGAGAAGGGGUCCGUGUGUUCGGGAAGGAGCAAGACGGCUGGCUGCGCGGCAUGUCCCUGGUCACCGGCAGGGUGGGCGUCUUCCCCAGCAACUACGUCGCUCCUCUCUUCAGGAAGCCGAACCUCUCCGAGCCGAGGAUGCCUGGGCUGUACGCCUCCUGGACGCUCUCCACCGCCUCGCUCUCCUCCCAGGGCAGCGGCCCCGAGAGCGGCCCCAGGCAGAGCCGAGCGCUGGCGCCGCCGCUGCUGCCCGUCCCCGUCCCCAUCCCCAUCCCCCCGGGAGCAGCACCGGCCCCGCUGCGGCGCGGCCGCGGCAGCGCCAGGAAGACCGGGUCCCUGCAGAGGCCGGGGCCAGCGGGGACCCCCGUGCAUGCCACCGGCUCCCUCCGGCGUCCCCUCACAGCCGCCCUGCGACCGCAGCCGUUCCAGCUGUACCCGCACGCCAGCCCCACGUCGCACAGCGUCCCUCCCGAGGCAGCAAUGAGGCCGAACUUCUCCCACGACGCUUCCCCGGCGCCCACGGUCAGAGCAGGGGAGAGCAGAACCCCGUCCAUGUGCAGCUCUGUGACCCUGGAUGCCAAAGACCCUCCGGCAAAGAGCGAGGCAGCUCCAAAGCCACCAGCAUCGGCCCCACCGUCCAUCCUGGUGAAACCGGACACCUCCCGCAACAGCACCGAAAAGCAAGUGAAGACGGUGCGGUUCCAGACGCACAGCCCGCCGCCGCCCAAGCGGCACAGCCUGCAGCCGUCCCCCAGCCUGCCGCGCGGCUGGACCGAGCCAGGGGCCGCGGCCGAGGCCCCGCUGCCGGACACCGGCCCGCCGGGCCCCGAGCUGGCCGCGCUCUGCUCGCCCAGGGCCAGCGCCAGCCCCCUGCGCCCGCGGCGGGUGCUGCACCCCAAGGCGCUGUCGCUGGACCUGUCCAGGCCGCUGACCUUCCCCGCCAGGAAGAGCUACAGCAGCAUCUCUGCAAACUGAGGGGGGAGUCCUGCUCGCCCCCUUCGCGCCCCGCGCUGCAGGGGACGAGCAGCCACGGCAGCCCCGGCUGGGACAGGGGCUGUGACGCACACCAGGGCAGCGGCAGGGAAGGAAGCACUCACAGCGGAACCGGU